UUGCUUGGGAGCCGAGGAGGGCGUGGAGGUAGGUGUCGAUGGGUGAUUGAGUUGGCCUGGCCGAGGUUCUCCUUCGCAACCGGCGACUGUCCAUCCGUGCCUGCCUGGAGCUAGAAGGUCGGCUAGCUGGUUGUCGGUUCGGUGCUCCAUUGCUCCUCCCUGGGAUGCCGCCGGGGCUGAGGGAGAAGCUGUGCACGGGGCGACGGAGCUCCGAGUGCGGGCUGGGAGAGGAACGCCGAGCAAGCUCGUCCCAGGAGGCGGCCUCGGGAUGGAGCAGCAGCGCGCUCGCACCCAGUGAUCGGGAAGGGGGCGGGCCCCGCCAGCCGGGACAAGGCUGUGGGGGACCGAGGAAGUGAGGGCUGAAGGGGCUUCGGUCGUGGCUGACCCCGCCGUGGGGCGGCGGCAGAAGCAGCAGCAGCGGAUGGAGCCGGCCGGGGAAGGCGGGGAUUCCUGCUUGGAACGUCUGAAGAAUUCUCUACCCGGACCCGCGGACCUCAUCGGGGCAGCCAGCACUCUGGAGCGGAUCCUGAGGGAAUCGGUCUGUCAGCGGCAGGGCUGGCUACGGGUCUACGAUGUGAAAGGACCUGCAACUCAUAGACUAUCUUGUGGCCAGUCCCCUGAUUCAGAAACUAUAAUAUGGGAGACAAAGUAUUGUAUUCUGACCAACAGCCAGCUUGUGUUGCUGAACAAGGAAAAGGAGGUGGCUGUCGAGGGAGGACAAGAACAGACAGCAGAGCCUACCAAAGGGCGUUGCCUGCGGCGUACUGUGAGUGUUCCUUCAGAGGGUCAGUUUCCUGACUAUCCACCAGAGGGAGCUACUAAGCUUGAGGUUCCACCAGAGAGAUCUCCUAGAAGACGGAGCAUCUCAGGAACGAGCAAUCCCACAGAUACAUCAAAUACAUCUCCUUUCCGAGUACCAGGCUUCUUUAGUAGACGGCUUAGAGGCUCAAUCAAAAGAACAAAGAGCCAAUCUAAGCUGGAUAGGAAUACCAGCUUUCGUCAUCGGGCUACUGAUGACAGGUCCCGUGGCUUACCAAAGCUGAAACAAUCAUUUUCCCAUGAAUCCUUGCUCAGUCCAGGAGGUCCUAUUGAGACAUUAGAUCUUGGGACAGAUGAGAAAGUCUUUGUCAUGCCACUUCAUAGCAGUAUAAUUGGACGAGACUUCUGCUUUGAGAUAUCUUGCUCCAGUUGUAGUAAAUGCUUCAGUUGCUCUUCUGCUGCUGAAAGAGACAUUUGGAUGGAGAAUAUACGGAGGGCUAUCCAGCCUAAUAAGGAUAACUGCCGACGAGAUGAGAACGUGUUGCGUCUUUGGAUCAUUGAAGCCAAAGGUUUGGCCCCCAAGAAGAAGUAUUUCUGUGAAAUAUGCCUGGAUGAAAUACUAGUUGCCCGAACUACCAGUAAAGCAAAAGCUGACAAUAUUUUCUGGGGUGAACAGUUUGAAUUCUCUGGACUUCCACCCACCUAUAGCAUUACUGUCCACAUCUAUAAGGACACUGAAAAGAGAAAGAAAAACUAUAAGAAUAAUUAUGUUGGUCUGGUCAGCAUUCCCAUAGCUACUGUAACCGGUCGACAAUUUGUGGAAAAGUGGUACACCAUCAGCACUCCCACAGCCAAUAAGGGGAAGUCUGGAGUGCCAUCCAUCCGGAUCAAGUCACGAUACCAGACUAUCAUCGUCCUUCCUAUGGAAAAAUACAAAGAGUUUGCUGAAUUUGUAACCAACAAUUACACUGAAUUAUGCUCUGUUUUGGAGCCAGUGAUAAGUGUCAGAAACAAAGAGGAGAUGGCCUGUGCUAUGGUGCACAUUCUUCAGAGCACUGGCAGAGCAAAGGACUUCUUGACUGAUCUGGUGAUGUCUGAAGUUGAUCGCUGUGGGGAUCAUGAUGAGUUGAUCUUCAGAGAGAAUACACUUGCCACCAAAUCCAUUGAGGAAUACCUCAAGUUGGUGGGGCAGAAGUAUCUGCACGAUGCACUAGGUGAAUUUAUCAAGGCAUUAUAUGAAUCAGAUGAGAACUGUGAAGUGGAUCCCAGCAAAAGUCCACCAGGUGAAUUAGCUGAUCACCAGGCAAAUCUCAAAAUGUGUUGUGAGCUAGCCUUCUGCAAAAUCAUCAAUACCUACUGUGUCUUUCCUCGGGAGCUGAAGGAGGUGUUUGCAUCAUGGAAACAGCAGUGCCUCAAAAGGGGAAAGCAGGAUAUCAGCGAACGUCUGAUCAGUGCCUCGCUUUUCCUCCGGUUCCUUUGCCCAGCCAUCAUGUCUCCAAGUCUCUUCAACCUCAUGCAGGAGUACCCUGAUGAUAAUACCUCUCGUGCACUAACACUAAUUGCAAAGGUUCUCCAAAACUUAGCUAAUUUCACAAGAUUUGGAAACAAAGAAGAAUAUAUUAUCUUUAUGAAUGGCUUUCUGGAGCAUGAAUGGGGAAAUAUGAAAUGCUUCUUGGCAGAAAUUUCUAAUGAGGACACCAUUUCUAAUAAGCCAGGAUUUGGAGGAUACAUAGAUCUGGGAAAGGAGUUUGCUGUCUUGCAUUCCUUGCUGUGGGAAGUUGUCUGUCAGCUGGACAAGGGUGAAAAUUCCUUCCUACAGGCAACAGUAGAAAAAUUGGGACCUUUGCCACGCAUCCUCACCGACAUCGCGAAGGCUACAACAAACCCUAUGCCAAUCCAGCAACAGCUGAGACGUUUGGCAGAUCAUAAUUCAAGCCCCAAUGUCAGUCUCUCUUCUGGGCUGCAAAAAAUAUUUGAAGACCCUGCUGACAGUGAACUCAAGUUGAAGUCUGCCCCUCCAGAAAAUGAAGCGUAUCUCAAAGGCAAAUUGCUCUUGAUGCAGCAGACCUCAUCCCGCAGCGUGACUUAUUCAGAUCAAGGUGAUGAGACCAAUCUGCCCAAUGUCCGAAGCAUAUCACUGAUGAAUCUCCAGGAUCCCAAUGUCACACAGUGUGAAUCUGGAUCCAUGAUGCACGAUGCCCCUGUACGUUUAUCUGGCAGCCAGAUUUCAGUCAUCCAGGUGGCAAAUAUCAAGCAGCUCCAAAGAACACCACAGACUGCCCCCCAAAUCAGGAGACCUCUUCACUCAGCACUAAACCAGCAAGGCACUCUUCAGGCCCUUUUUUUCCAGAAUCCAGUUUAUCAUCUCAACAAUUCUCCUCAGCCAAUGCCUAAAAUGUCCAUGGAAUCUAGCCUGGAUAACCUGAGUGUCACCAGUUCCCGAAGCCAGAAUAGUGAAGACCUUAAACUCAGUGUGCCUAGCAAUAGCAGCAUGGAGGAUUAUGCCAAACGCAGCAUCCAGAAUGAAGAUUUUUCUGGGCGGGGCCCCAUACAGGACAAACAAGCUAUGCCACCUCAUCAGAAUAGCACUCUGCAGACCCAAAUCCACAAAAUGGACCAAGCAGGGCCCAGUGCAAUGGUCAUGGCACCCCACUCACUUCCCCACAGUGCUUCUCUUCGAAGUACAGGCAGCAUGUCUGUAGCAUCUGCCACGAUGGCAGUGGAACCUCUUCAGGAGGGGAAUCAGUCCCGGCAGCAGUCUUCCUCUUCCAGAGAAAGCCCAGUUCCCAAAGUGCGAGCCAUUCAGCGGCAGCAAACGCAACCGAUGCAGUCCCCUGUAGACUCUGCUACUAUGUCACCCGUGGAAAGGACAGCUGCUUGGGUCUUAAACAAUGGACAGUAUGAACAAGUGGAGGAAGAUGCAGAGCAAAAUCAGGAUGAAGCCAAUCAUACAGAAAAGUAUCAGCAAGAGAUAGCCAAGCUCAAGGAUCGCCUGAAGGCAUCCAGUCGCCGGCUGGAGGAAUACGAGCAGCGUCUCCUAGUGCAGGAACAGCAAAUGCAGAAACUCCUACUGGAGCACAGAUCGAUGCUGGAAGACAGCAAGGAACGGCUGCGAAAGCAGCAGGAGGAGAAGGACAGCCAGAUGAAGAGCAUCAUCAGCAGAUUAAUGGCUGUGGAAGAGGAAUUAAAGAAAGACCAUGCAGAAAUGCAAGCAACCAUUGAUGCUAAGCAGAAAAUAAUUGAGGCACAGGAGAAAAGGAUCCUCUCCCUGGAUUCAGCCAACACAAGGUUGAUGAGUGCCCUAACUCAAGUGAAGGAACACUACAGCAUGCAGGCCCGGAGCAGCGUCUCUCCUACUAAUCCCCCCAGGCUUUCCAUCACAGAGAAUGGAGAAUUUAGGAACAGCAACUGCUAACUUCAAGUUCUCCCACCAACAAAUUGUCAUCUUCAUUUCUCAUGCCCACUCCAAGCCAAC
Messenger RNA from Candoia aspera, 4234 nucleotides. It is a transcript of the gene RASAL2, whose product is annotated as RAS protein activator like 2. The transcript has 18 exons. Gene Ontology annotation, biological process: regulation of GTPase activity. The record is from RefSeq and is a predicted model, not a curated record. NCBI's taxonomy places the organism in Eukaryota, Metazoa, Chordata, Lepidosauria, Squamata, Candoiidae. Bases 422 to 4174 code for a protein of 1250 amino acids.